AAAAGGAAAAUGUAUUUUCCCCUCGCCCCACAACAGUGCCCUAUAUCCAGGUUUGUCACUGCCAAGAACUUUUUGGCUGCUUAAACUUAAUUUUAAUUUUAUUUUUUUUGCUUUUGCUACUUAUCCAGCUGUGUAAAUAGUCCUUUUCGAGAGGACUUGGCUUCAAGCGCAUAAGGAAGCUUUCUCUCUUUAAUAUCUGUUCAUAGAGAAACCGAAAGCCAUGCAUGUUAUCCUAACUUUGCAAUGCGCUCCCAAGAGGAUUCACUGUUGUUCUAAGAGGAUGUGGGUGGUGGUGGUUCUUUGCCAAGUUGAUUGAGCAAGUUCACAGACACCAGCAAUUUAGUUUUUAUCUGGGGCUUUUCUGUCUAGUGAAUAAACAGCCAGAGCUGAGUUUUAUUGUUUGGUAAGGGGAGUGGUUCAGCUAUGGAGCUGCUCCUGGUGGGUGCAGUUUUGGUGACACUUGGGGUCCAUGCAGCAACUUCCCCACUACUGGAAUCUCCCUCGACGCUGAUCCCACGCAAUGCAGCCAGGAUGGCUGUCGAAGAGUACAACCAGGAACCAGGUGUGCAAGCUGUCUUCAGGCUGUUGAAGCUCAGAAACACCCACAAAACAAAAGCUAUAUCCAUGAAUUUGUUGUUGUUAUAUGCCUUCAAGUCGAUUACGACUUAUGGCGACCCUAUGAAUCAACAACCUCCAACAGCAUCUGUCAUGAAUCACCCUGUUCAGAUCUUGCAAGUUCAGAAAUUUGACUGGGGGGUUCACUUCAGCAUGAACUUCACCGUCAAAGAGACCCUCUGUCAGAAAACGGCCGCUUACAGGAUUGGGGACUGCAGAUACAAGCCAAACGGGAUGAUAAGAGAUUGUUCUGCCGACGUCUCUGUUCUCAACUUCCUGCAAGAUUCACCUUUGACCUCUGUGAAAUGCCAACCCUUGCAGGGAAACAACCCCAACAGCAGGAACUCCAAGCCCAACACCAGACCCCAGGCGAUGGAGGCCCCCUUGCCUCUAGUGUAUGUGGAGACCUACUUCCCGUCGUCUUUUUCUACCGCUGCUCUGACAGCCCCUGAAGGAGAGUAAAGGCUCCCCUCUCAUCCCCCAGACAGAGGGUCCUUAUUGAGUUGGUCUUCUCUGCGCUACCAGCUUCCCACUGGACCAGUGCUGAAUGGCCUUCCAUGCCUUGAACAUUUAUUGUUUAUUUACUGAACUCCUCUGCCUGGUAGAAUAUUAUUGUAGACUUGUAGUAUCCAACUGUUGCUUGUAUUCUAAGAUGCCAUUGGGUUGGUUGGUUUUUUAAAUGCAGUGAAAUUUUGCAUUUUUCCAACACUGUUGUAAGAUGUAAGAAGUCACUCUGGUUGUACUAGAUGUUUUGGAUUAUAACUCCUAUCACCCAUGCUGGUUGCUUGGAGUUGUAGUUUAAAACAGCUAGAGGGUGUCACGUUGUGGAUGGCUAUGUUAGAGAGGACUGUUCAGUCACCCUAUAGAUGCAUAUUCUCUAUAGCAUCCCCCCAACUGUUUUAAAUCAAGCAGUUCUAUUUUAAAGCCCGCUGCUUGUUUUUAAUGAAAUGGUGUGUAUUUCCAAAGGAGUUGAGGAGUUCAAAGAAGACAAGUUGCUAAACAGGAAAGUGUGCAGAAAAAACAGGAUAUGCACCCACUCUGCGUGUGACCAGUGUCUGUUUCGACUGUCUUUUUCUUUGUUCUAAGAAGCAAGCUACUCCACUUGUGAAGAGUCAGCCCUGCUCCUAGGCCAUUUCCUGUAAGCCUGCCACCAAACUGAAAGAGGAGUUUUUUGUAACUUGAAAGCUUGCAUUAAAUUCUUUAGAGAGCAGUUGGGCCAGCAAAAGGCAAUCAAUGAUCAAGACCGGCUUUGUGCAACGUAAUGGGAAAAACCAUGUAUGUGUUUUGCAAUAUUUACUAAAUAUUUUGCUUUUCA
This is a messenger RNA of Rhineura floridana, 1930 nucleotides long. Its product is annotated as cathelicidin-2-like. Bases 424 to 1077 code for a protein of 217 amino acids. Gene Ontology annotation, cellular component: extracellular region. The transcript has 5 exons. NCBI's taxonomy places the organism in Eukaryota, Metazoa, Chordata, Lepidosauria, Squamata, Rhineuridae. Gene Ontology annotation, biological process: defense response. The record is from RefSeq and is a predicted model, not a curated record. Gene Ontology annotation, molecular function: cysteine-type endopeptidase inhibitor activity.